UCUCUGUUUUACGAAUUUAAAUAAUGCCGGUUACGGCAGGAUGUUGACGCCGAAAAAAUCGAUUUGGUUGCCAUGACAACCCAAUCCCAACAUUAAAACUGCCGUCGUUAUUGUUAUUUAUUAAAAAUAAUAAAAUAAUAUAUGCUUACGCUACGAUUACUAGCUUUGUGAAUUGAGGUGAAGGUAUUAGCGACUUUUUAACUGAAGGACUCUUAUUGCUUCGCGAAUUGUGUCCAGUAUAGGAUGGACAGUAGCAUCAGCGAAGAGGAAGAAGAAGACAAGAAACACUUUUCGGCGUUCAGUAAGUUUGACGAAAGUAUUGAAGUGAGAAACGCCGAGGAAAUAAAAAGUCCGGUUAGUGGGAAAGCAAAACUAGUGAGGAAAAACUCUAAAGGUGUUUCCAACUCUUUUGACGCUGACGAAAUGGAAAUUCAAUCGUCGAAUGACAAACGGAGUUUUAGAAGGUUUUCUAACCAUGAAACUUCGUUUGAAAAACCUGUAAGACCCAUGGAAAGUGACCCGUCAGACAGUGAUGAAACUGACGAUGAUGACAUCGAAGGUACUAGUGUCAAAAAAAAGAUAGAAGUUUACAAUCCAAAGGAAUUUGAAAACCUUGAAGCUUCUGCUGAAGUAAAGGAAUUGUUUCAAAAUAUUAUGAGAUACACGCCCCAAAAAAUCGAGCUAAAUUACAAGCUAGCUCCCUACAUAAUGGAAUUCAUACCAGCGGUUGGUGAUAUCGACGCCUUCAUAAAGGUACCAAGACCCGACGGGGUUGCUGAUAAAGUCGGAUUAACGGUGCUGGAUGAGCCAUGCGCUAAUCAAUCGGAGCCAGCAGUCCUGCAUUUGCAGCUGCGGAGCCAGAGCAAAAGCGCGGAUUCCCGAAAAGCGACGGUGAUAAAACGCGUUGAAGACCCGGAAAAGUAUCCUAAGUCGAUUGAGAGGUGGAUCGAGGACAUGGGUCUCCUUCACAGGAGCAAACACUUGCCUGCGGUGAGACUGACCAGCCCAAUGCCUGACAUUGAUGCCCUGAUUCAGCAGUGGCCUCCGGAUAUUGAGGACAAACUCAGCGAGGCUCAGCUCGACUUUUCCACCCUCGACUGCGAGCUACCCCAGCUUGUUGACAUCGUUUGUAAUUUACUCGACAUUCCUGUUAAACCUGAGAUCAGACUGGAGUCUCUGCAUACGCUUUUUACUUUGUUUCUGGAGGUCAGAGAAUUUAAUAAAGACCGCGGGGGUUUUUAGGAUCAGAAAUUGAGUUUUAUACAGAUGUUUGUAUAUUUCUAUUUAAAUUUAAAUUUUUAUUGUUAAUAAUUCUCACGUGUUUGAUAAUAAUUCAAAAGU
This is a messenger RNA of Cotesia glomerata, 1341 nucleotides long. It is a transcript of the gene IFT46, whose product is annotated as intraflagellar transport protein 46 homolog. Gene Ontology annotation, cellular component: motile cilium; centrosome; intraciliary transport particle B. Gene Ontology annotation, biological process: intraciliary transport; cilium assembly. The transcript is spliced from 3 exons. The coding region runs from base 244 to 1242 and encodes 332 amino acids. NCBI's taxonomy places the organism in Eukaryota, Metazoa, Arthropoda, Insecta, Hymenoptera, Braconidae. The record is from RefSeq and is a predicted model, not a curated record.